UCAAAAAUAUGUAGGUACCAUGUACACUGCCUAUUCGCAAUUUCCGACUUAUUAAACAGACUAAAACCAUUCACUUUUUCUAGGUGCCUGUUCAAAUACCAGGAUUAUGUCACCAAUAUUAGACCCUGAUUCACUAUCUGAAACAUCUUCGAUAGUGCCAAUUGCGAAGGAAAUUAAAAUAAGUACCUAAUAUAGAUAUACUACGUGAUUACGCAAUGAUUCGGGAUUCUGAAUCUGAAACUGAUGUCGAUAUGCAGACAAGUUCGCAAAAUGAGAGCAACGUAAAUAUAAUCUCUAAUAUAAAGAUUUCAGGAUUAUCAAUAUUUCUAAAUUUAGGCGAAGUUUCUGACAAUGAAGUAGUCUCCAUAUCAGAUUUAAAUUCAAUCGACCCUGUGCGCCUUGACCAGGGGACAGAGGAUUAUCCGGAAUUAUUAAACAAAGAGAAGAAACCAAGAAAAAAGCGAAGAAGGGCAUGUCGCAACUUAACUUUAACCCAAAACCUCGAUUCCGAAACUGAUACACAAGAUUUUUCUCCCAGUGAUGGCUCAGAUUUUGCCCCGGAUUCAGCCAGUCGAUUUAGUGAUGACUCAAUGCAAUUUACUAUUACUUAGCAAUAUGCAUUUGUAUGAGAACAAGUCCUCGAACUGCUGCAUGACACUUGCAGUCGAGGGUACCUUGCAAAUGCAUACUGUUGAGUGACACCGUCUGCCGUUCCCGCCUGCCGCUGCCAUUGCUGUCUUAUGUGUUUAAACGUGUUAUGCUUAAGUCCAUGUAACUACCACUAUCCACCGCCCUACUCGGCUGUCAAUGUUGGUAUAAUUAAGACCUCAGAUUACGACAAAGUUUUUUUCUUGCAUGUCACUCGGAAUGCGUUAGCAGUGGACUAAAGCAAAACACUUCAACAUCUACAAUGGUAACGAUAUGGCGGUUAAAAACACUAUUUUUACAUUUUUCUGUGAAAAGGGUGUCUUAUUCAUCUACAUAGUGAAAUAAUAAAAAGCACUUUUAAAAUUGUGUCGCUAACUUCAAACUCGGGUAAAUCCAUUCUGCUUUAAGGUUGAUUAUGUAUAAAAAUAUUUAUAUAGGUACCUAAUCUGAAAAAGAAUCAACCUUAUUAUAGCAGAAUGGAUUUACCAAAGUUUG
Messenger RNA from Leguminivora glycinivorella, 1143 nucleotides. RefSeq lists its product as uncharacterized. The coding region runs from base 216 to 611 and encodes 131 amino acids. The transcript has 3 exons. The record is from RefSeq and is a predicted model, not a curated record. NCBI's taxonomy places the organism in Eukaryota, Metazoa, Arthropoda, Insecta, Lepidoptera, Tortricidae.